Molecule: messenger RNA, 307 nt
Organism: Mycotypha africana
Lineage: Eukaryota; Fungi; Mucoromycota; Mucoromycetes; Mucorales; Mycotyphaceae
Exons: 1
Source: RefSeq, a predicted model, not a curated record
AUGCCAGCAACUCGAAGUAAAGAACGCCAAACACAGUCUGAAAUGGCAUCUUUGGAUCAAUUGGAAGACUCAAUCAAUAACGAACAAUUAUUGGUUGAUACAACAAGCAUUGAUAGCUUACGUGCUCGGCUCAAACUUUCAACAGAACAACUAACCAGAGCACAUCUGGACAAUCAACCUGCCAACAUCAUACAACAGAUGCAAACAGAAUCUGAGCAAUUAAUUGCAUGCAUAGCUCUUAUUCAACGUUCUGAACAAUACCUUUCACCAGAAAAGGACAACAGCAAUAUCAGCACUCAAACUACCA